AUGCUGAAGAGAGUUGAUCCAACCAACACCGUUCUUAUUACUUAUUUUCAAAACAUUGAUACUUCUGUUGAAACCGGGGUUCUAUUGGCUAGAGAGGAAGAUAAGAAAUCAAAAUGUUUGAAGAAGGUUGUUGCUGAAUCUUCUACGAAAUUUGUUAAAGAAUCUACAUCAGCAAAGUGUCCAAAGAAAGUACCAAUCUCAGAGCUUGAGCCAAUCCAACCAAAUGUUGUUAUUGCUGACACUCCUUCGACUCAAAAGGGAAUUAUUCCUUCGAAGACUGGAGUUUUUCGAAGAAUCAAGAUGAAGUCUAAGCACAACAGUCGCUCACAUUUGACCAAUGUUGUUCGUAAACCGCACGUUUCGCAUCAAGGAGUCAUUUUUCGUGAGAUUCCUGCCCCUGCAUCACCGUCUUCUAAGAAGCGAAGGGAAACAGACAUGGCCAAACAUAUUUCAAAAAAGAAGACGAAGGGAAGAGUGUUUAUUUCAUCAAAAUCUAUAGCUGAUGAAACUGAAACCAUUCCAGAGACACCAGGAGCUGAUCUUCAAAAAGAUAUUGUAAUACCACUCGAAGUUUCGAUUGCCAAGACCGUUUCUGUGGAGGCACAAACUUCUGACAUUAUUGUAAAUAUAUCUAAUAUGGAUGCAAGUGUCACAAUGGGUGAGGAUGCUUCAUAUGUUGAAGACAAAGGUAAAUCUUCGAAUGUUACCCCAGACACAACUGUUUCUUUAUCUUCACAGGAGCUUAAAGCUUUAUCUUCUGCACCUGUUUCGUCUUCUUUACUCUCUUCUGAAGAUCUUAUCUACAAAAUUUCUAAAUUCGAAGCCUUACUUAUUCAGUAG
Lactuca saligna is the source of this 840-nucleotide messenger RNA. NCBI's taxonomy places the organism in Eukaryota, Viridiplantae, Streptophyta, Magnoliopsida, Asterales, Asteraceae. The record is from the annotation of a GenBank genome assembly.